AUGACAAAAUCCACCGACGCUGACACCGGCCGUCUCAGGAAGCUGGUCGGCCGGCUUCUCCAUCACAACUCCCAUUCACACACGCCAAAUCCCGAUGAUUCUGAUACCGGCAGCGGCGUUGCCACGCCUGAAUGGCUAGGCACGUACAGAGUGCCCUCGGCGUCGUCUCUCUCCGCGCCCAAGGGAUAUGGACGACAUACGCAAAUCUCCCUCGAGCUCUGGACUGCCGCCUACAACUCAAUACGCAAUAGCUUAAGAUCUUCUGGUCUGGUGACCGUCUACGAGUCCAUCUUGUGCCAGGAAUUACCACAUCAGUCCAUCGGCGGAAUUAACCAGACACUUCCGCGCGCCGACGACGAUAGACUGAAGCAGCUGAUCAGAAUUACCGAAUCGGGACUGAGAAAAUGUCGAGGAUCCAAUUGUCCCGUCGACAACUAUGCUCGAAUCUUGGUCAAAAUGUCCAAGAAGAUAAUAAAAUCAGUCUGGGCCGACUACCCCUCUACCGCAGUGGCCUGGUCAGGCAUUACAAUCCUCACGCCGCUUCUACUUGGCCCUACAAUGCAGAUAGAGGACAUGAAGCGCGGCGCCGUACAUGUCAUUGGGCGUAUCCCAUGGUACAUGCACUUAUCAGAGCUACUGCUCGCCAGCGGAUGGAAGAGUGACGCCGACUUCAACAGAGAGCAGGAUGGGGUGAGGGAACGCCUGCUGAAACUAUAUCGCAAAGUCCUCGAAUUCGAAAUGAAUUGCGUGUGCGCGGCAGCCAGUACUUGGAACAACGCAGCCAAGAACGUGGUUGGAUGGCACGCGCUGGGAUCGUUGGUGCGCGACAUUGAGACGCUUGACGAUGAGAUUGCUGCGCUUAUCAACAACUACAUUGCCAGAGGAGUGGCAGAAUCCAUCUUGAGGUACAAUUCAGAUCUGAAGCUGGAUCAAGUGGAGUGUCAAGGCUCUGCUAGGGAUGGAUCAGUCGGGUCUAUUGGAUCGAUUGGAUCUGUUGGCACCACCGGCACUACUGAAACUGCUGAAACCAUGGAAUCGAUUGGUGCGCAAAGCAGUGAGCCCGACAGCCACCAGCCUUUUCAACUCGACGCAAGCAGCACUGCAGAAACCAUUCCCGAGCCAGACGGCGUCGAGAGACUGAUGAACAAACCCUCUACGGUGAGAGUGUGA
Messenger RNA from Trichoderma asperellum CBS 433.97, 1170 nucleotides. RefSeq lists its product as uncharacterized. Lineage: Eukaryota; Fungi; Ascomycota; Sordariomycetes; Hypocreales; Hypocreaceae. The record is from RefSeq and is a predicted model, not a curated record.